AUGACUUCUCAGUUUUCACAACAACUCGCCAAAAAUAUCGGACACCAGACCGCAUCGUUAGUGCAGCCGUUACCGCAGCCGCCGCACACGUCUUCGUCGUCGUCUUCGAGCCCGCCGCCCUUACAGCUAUCGCUCACCGCGGCCCGGCGACACACUUCCGUCUCGCCGCAACCGCCGUCCUCGACCGCAGCCGGCCACAACUCGUCUCCGCCGCCACCGCACCAGUCAAGGUCCACCGUCGGCGGAUCGACCACAGCGGCCCUACCGCCGUCGUCCACGGCACCGUCGUCCGGCAGUCCCACCACGGCCGUAGCCACGGUCAGCACGUCCACCGCCGCGGCCGCGGCCGCCGCACCUCCCCGGUGCUGCGACACCGGCCGGCCCAUAUUCACCGACCCCAUCACCGGGCAGACGGUGUGCUCGUGCCAGUACGACCUGCUCAGCUACCAGCGACUGGCCGCCUCGGGCGUACCGGCCCUAUCCAUGUACACCGCACCGUACCCCGAGGGCAUGGCCGCCUACUUUCCGGCCCUCGGCUCUGACCAACCGCCUUUCUACUCUGCCGCCGCAGCGGGACUCGAUCUCAAAGAGAACUUGGCAGCUGGAGCUACAUGGCCGUACCACUCAGUCUAUCACCCCUACGACGCCGCUUUCGGGUACCCUUUCAACGGGUACGGCAUGGACCUCAACGGUGCCAGGCGGAAAAACGCCACUCGAGAGACGACCAGCACGCUGAAGGCUUGGCUAAACGAGCACAAGAAGAACCCUUACCCGACCAAAGGCGAGAAGAUCAUGUUGGCCAUCAUCACCAAGAUGACGCUCACGCAGGUGAGCACGUGGUUCGCUAAUGCCCGGAGGCGGUUGAAGAAGGAGAACAAGAUGACUUGGGAACCCAGAAAUAGGGUCGAAGACGAGGACAACAACAACGAGGAUGACCGAAAGAGCCCAGACCCAAAAGAUCUCGAUUGUAAAGACUCGGGCACGGGAUCGAGCGAGGACGGUGACCGGCCGGGCGCCAAUCACACAGGCAGCGAGUGGAGCGAAUCGCGGGCCGACAGCGGACCGGACUCGCCGGAGCUGUUCGAUCGGCCGCCGCCACCACACUUCCUGCACCACCCACCGCCGUACCACCACGGCCACUAUCCCGGAGCGGCGCACCAUCCGCCGCCGUCACACCUUGGCCACCACCAUCACCACCACCAUCCGUCGGCGGCGCCGGCUCACCACCGGUUCGCGUCCGUGUCGCCACCGGCCACCGGCGGAGUCGGCGGCGGCCUUCUGCCUUCGCAGAGCAGCGCCCCCAAGCCACGCAUCUGGUCGCUGGCCGACAUGGCCAGCAAGGACACGACGACCACGACGACGGCCGCGGCCGCGGUCGAGACGUCGACGCCGUCCACCCCACCGCCGCCGCCGUCACCGCACCAGCACCAGCGGUCGCCGCACCACCAGCAACUGUCCCCUCCGUCCGUCGGCGGUGCGUCGUCCGCAGGCCACCGACGGCCGCCCGCCGUUCCCGUACCGUCGUUGCCCGCCGGUUACGCGCGCCACGAGCAGCUGUACCGAUCGUUCUACGAGGACCCCGCGGCCGCGGCCUAUCACGCGCGUGCCUUCGGCGGCGGCGGCGGGAUCGUGUUCCAACCGUCCGCGGCCCACCAGCACCAUCUGCACCAUCACCACCAGCAGCAGCAACUGCACUCGGCGGCCGCGGCGGUCGCCGAACCGUCGCCCGCCUCGUCGUCGUCCGACGCCGAAUCCGUCGUGGCCGUCCAGCACGCCGAACGGGCUUGA
Messenger RNA from Macrosiphum euphorbiae (potato aphid), 1788 nucleotides. The record is from the annotation of a GenBank genome assembly. NCBI's taxonomy places the organism in Eukaryota, Metazoa, Arthropoda, Insecta, Hemiptera, Aphididae.